Aspergillus calidoustus is the source of this 1383-nucleotide messenger RNA. The record is from the annotation of a GenBank genome assembly. Lineage: Eukaryota; Fungi; Ascomycota; Eurotiomycetes; Eurotiales; Aspergillaceae.
AUGAUGAAGGGCUCUACCAUCGCCACAGCGCUCGCCGUGAGUGCAUCUACCGUUCUCGCUGCUCCCUCGCUUUCCGCCCGCGACGAUAUCACCCCGAUCACCGUGAAGGGCAAUGCCUUCUUCAAGGGAGACACCCGUUUCUACAUGCGCGGUGUCGACUACCAACCCGGCGGUUCCUCCGAUUUGGCCGACCCUAUCGCCGACGUGGACGGCUGCAAGCGGGAUGUCGAGAAGUUCAAGGCGCUCGGCCUGAACACUAUCCGUGUUUACUCGGUCGACAACUCGAAGGACCACGAUGAGUGUAUGAACCUCCUGGCUGAUGCUGGCAUCUACCUGGUGCUCGAUGUGAACACUCCUCUAUACUCCAUUAACCGUGAAGACCCGGCCCCGUCUUACAACGACGUCUAUCUUCAAUACAUCUUUGCGACUGUCGACAAGUUCGCCAAGUACAAGAACACCCUCGCUUUCUUUUCUGGAAACGAAGUAAUCAACGACGGCCCAUCGUCAGUGACAGCUCCUUAUGUGAAGGCUGUGACUCGUGAUCUUCGCAACUACAUCCGCGCCCGCAACUACCGCAAAAUUCCCGUCGGAUACUCUGCUGCCGACGUCAACACCAACCGUCGCGAGAUGGCCGAAUACAUGAACUGUGGUACCGACGAGGAGCGCAGUGACUUCUUUGCCUUCAACGACUACUCCUGGUGCAGCCCUUCCUCGUUUCAGAAGUCCGGCUGGGACCAGAAGGUUCAAAACUUCACUGGCUAUGGUCUUCCUCUCUUCCUCUCCGAGUAUGGUUGCAACACCAACGAGCGUGACUUCGGUGAGGUUGAGGCCUUGUACUCGACCAAGAUGACUUCUGUCUACUCUGGUGGUCUGGUUUAUGAGUACUCUCAGGAGCCCAGCGACUACGGUCUGGUCGAAAUCAAGAACAACAAGGUGACUGAGCUCGCUGACUUCGAUGCUCUGAAGACCGCUCUGGCCAAGACCGAGAACCCUACCGGUGACGGUGGAUACAACAAGACUGGCGGUGCCAACCCUUGCCCUGCCAGGAACGCUCCUAACUGGGACGUUGACUCUGCCGACGAGCUGCCCGCUAUGCCCAAGCCCGCCCAGAAGUACUUUGAGAAUGGUGCGGGUGCUGGUGAGGGAUUCGAUGGCCCUGGUAGCCAGAACGCUGGUACUCAGUCCACCAGCAACACCACCAAUGGUGCCGGAAACACCGUCUCAUCUUCCAACUCUGAUGACUCUACUGCUAGUGGAUCCUCUGAGACCUCUGACGAUGCUGCCGCUGGUCUCCAGAUCCCCAGUCUCUCCAUGGCCCCUGCUUUUGUCGGGCUGGUGACGAUCCUGUCAACUCUGGUCGGAGCCGGUGUCAUCCUUAUCUAG